CUGAAGACAUAUUUAAACCUAUCAACCACCAAUGAGAGUAAACAACCAAGAGGGAAAAAGAGAGAACGCAAAAGAUUGAAAAGACUUCUUAGAAAGGUCAUCAAAGGAACGUCGAGAAGUGUUCGGCUCUGGUUACACUAGUGAGGUGCACAGAAAAAAGCCAUUAAUAGAAGCAGAUAAAAAAACGGGAGAAAGAGUACUGCGAACUCCAAUUUGUGGUGAAAGAACUAGGAAGAUAUAAACAGAAACAAGUUUUCGGGUCUCAACAUGUGGUUUUUGACAACUUUGUGUGUUUCAUGCCUGCUCAUGGGCACCCAGGCUCAGAGCAGCGCUAGUUUUCGUCGAUCGAAUGAUCGUAACGGCCGUUGUCAGUACAGCUUCACGGUGGACAGCCCCACAGAGGCCAGCUGUCCAUCACCCGGUUCAAGCCCUGAGAUGGAGUCCCUGAAGUCUCGUCUGGGGCUACUGGAAGCACUGGUCACCCGUCUGGCCGGAGGAGAAGCUGUACCCAAGUUCUCAGAAAGCUCUGGAUCUCCGUCAGGCAUCCAGGAUGCCUAUAACCAAGCUGUGGAAGAGAAAGCCCAGCUCCAGAGAGAGAAGCAAAGACUGGACAGACAGGUUCAGGAUCUUCAGAGGAGGAUGGAGGAGAUCCGUCAGGAAACGGAGAGGCUGAGAAACAAACCCUGCACGCCACAAUCUCCACCCAGAGGGCUGGUAAAUGACAACGGCUUCAGACCAGGAUCAGGACCAGCACCCCCUCACCUGAUAUCCAUACCUGAGAAAAAAGAUCAUCUCAGUUUAGGUACAAGAUAUCAAGAGCUGACAGCCGUGGUGACUGAAAUUUCUGCCCCAAAUCUUGAUGGUCCAACAGACAUCACAGGUUGUGGUGACCUGGUGUGGGUAGGAGAGCCCGAGAUGCAUCGUAAGGCUGAUAGUAUCGCCGGUAAGUACGGUGUCUGGAUGCAGGACCCUGAAGCUAAGGACCCUUACGGUUCAGAGAUGGUAUGGCGCAUCGACGCAGUGGGCGCUGACAUGCGUCAACUCAUCGGGUAUGAAAACAUGGACGACCUGGCACGUGGCUUCCCCACCAAGGUCCUCCUCCUUCCAGAGGGUGUGGAGAGCACUGGCGCCACCAUGUACGGCGGGUCCUUGUACUACCAACGCAGGCUCAGCCGCACACUCAUCAGAUACGAUCUACUCUCUGAGAACAUCGCCGCACGCCGCGACCUUCCCCAUGCUGGCUUCCACGGUCAGUUCCCAUACUCCUGGGGUGGCUACACGGACAUUGACCUGGCGGUAGACGAAAAUGGUUUGUGGGCCAUCUACAGCACCAACAAGGCCAAGGGCGCCAUCGUGAUCUCCCAGCUGGACCCUCAUACCCUGGAAGUGAAGGGGACAUGGGAGACUAAGAUCCGGAAGACAACGGUGGCUAAUACUUUUAUGAUCUGUGGCAAGCUGUACGCAAUCGCUAGUUACACCUCACCCAACACCACCGUGAAUUACAUGUACGACACGGCAACCAGUCAGGGGAAAGCCAUCUCAGUGCCCUUCAAAAACCGCUAUCGCUACAACAGCAUGGUAGACUACAACCCGGUGCACAGAAAGCUGUACUCUUGGGAUAACUAUUACAUUGUGUCUUAUAAAGUAAGGCUUGGCAAGCAGGAGUAAUGUGAAGAGAUGUUUAUUUUACGAAGCUUAUGAGUUUUGUUUUACCAACCAGUUGUUGAUGCAUUCACUGAUAUUCAUAGACAAGGAUAAACAAUUGGAGAGCUGAAAAGAAAACAAAAAGGGAAAAACAUUCACAAAUCAUUAAUGAUAAUAAUAAUAUCAUAAUUAGUUUAUUUGACCGUGGACCACAAAACGUGUCAUAAGGGUAAUUUUUUUUAAAUUGAGAUAAAUACAUUAUGACAUAACGCAAUAUUUAAUCUUUCCGUUGAUGUAUGGUUUGUUAGAAUAGGACAAUAUUUGAAAAUCUGUAAUCUGAGGGUGCAAAAAUCUAAAUAUUGAGACAAUCGCAUUUAAAGUUGUCCAUUAGAGGCGCUGUAGCAGGCUGCUGCUAAAAAGAAACAAGUUUUUUUAAUGCUCUCUAUUGUCGCACCGCUGUUUUGAUGUUGUGCAGAGUAGAUGAAUCGGAAAUUGUCAGCUUUACAUAGAUACCAAACUUGAGUGAGUUAUUCCCAAAGAGCAGGCUGAUACCUGUUUACAGCCAAUUUUGUUUGCGAUUUUGAUGCAUCCACUCACAAAAAUGAUCGUUAAUAUCCUAACGAUUUUUGACAUAAAAGAAAAUUUGAUAAUUUUGACCCAUACAAUGUAUUGUUUGCUAUUGCUACAAUUAUAUCCAUGCUAGUUAUGAAUGGUUUUGUGGUCCAGGGUCACAUAUAAGAACUAAUAUUGUCGACUUACUAUAUUUGAUAAAAUUAAGCACAAAAUUUAAAAAACAUAAAAACAAAGCUAGCACAAUACCAGUGAAUAAAUUAAUUUAUAUUUUUGUAUAUUUGUCUGCGAUGCUCGUAGUGGUAAAUAUACUAAAAGGUUUUUUUCCUUUGACCAACAAAUUCCAAAAUGGAUUGAGUCAUGUAUCAUGAUAACAGGUUUUUAAUGAAUGAAAUGAGGUUGCAUUUGUUUCCUUGGAGGAUCUUAUUGUGUAUAGAGAAACUAUUUUUCUACCUUUGUAAGUAACGUCUUGUCUUUUGUGUUUACAGCACUGAUUUUAAGUUCAAGGAAGAGGGAAAAUAUAAAUUAACGACAGUUGAAGGAAUAGUUCACCCAAUAGUGAAAAUUCUGUCAUCGUUUUCUUCACCCUCUUGUCAUUUCAAACCUGUAUGACUUCCUUUCCUCCACGAACACAAAAUAUAUUUUGAAUAGUGUUGGUAACCGAACAGCGCCCGGCACACAUUCAGUUCCUUGUUUGGACACAAAACCAAUCCAAGUGAAUAGGUGCCAGUUAACAACGUUCUUCAAAAUGUCAUCUUUUGUGUUAUGCAGAUUUGAAAAGACAAGAGCAUGAAUAAAUGAUGGGAGAUUUUUCAUUUUUGGGUGAACUGUCCCUUUAUGGACUGGCUUUUAACUGAUAGAAUGUAUAAAGAGGUAGACAACUCAAAUAUAACCUUUGCAUUACUAAUUUGUGUACUUGAUUCACGCGUUUCAACUUUGUACACAAAAGUCCCUUCUCUCUCUUUGAAUUUGUCUUUUAUGACAUACUCAUGUGCUGGUUGAGAUGCUUAGAUCUGGGAUCUUGUAGCUAGAAGUGUAUUAACUUAUAUGCAAAUACAUCAGAUAUAAGAAUAAAGUAAAGAAUAAACCA
Triplophysa dalaica is the source of this 3304-nucleotide messenger RNA. It is a transcript of the gene myoc, whose product is annotated as myocilin. NCBI's taxonomy places the organism in Eukaryota, Metazoa, Chordata, Actinopteri, Cypriniformes, Nemacheilidae. Gene Ontology annotation, cellular component: Golgi apparatus. Gene Ontology annotation, biological process: osteoblast differentiation; signal transduction. The transcript is spliced from 4 exons. The record is from RefSeq and is a predicted model, not a curated record. The coding region runs from base 268 to 1668 and encodes 466 amino acids.